AGACCGCACGACCCUUACGCCUACAUUGUAUUCGACGAUGACGAGAUCGUGGAAGGUCGUAAGGUCUACAAAAACCCGAGAAAUGCCCCGUCGAAUUCGUGCCCGCGAGACGAAGGCGCCAUCGAGAGGGCGGGUCGAGCGUGCCUAAGGAGGUGCAGCACAGACGCAGACUGCCUUAGCAAGAGGAAAAUAUGCCUGUGUGAUGGGAUAUGUGGCCCCUCAUGCAUCAAACCAGACAAAGAGUGCGGGGAUCUCGAGAACCCAAUUUUCGGCUUCGUGGAAUACAACGGGAAGAUGGUCGGUUCCCAGGCGAGGUAUAAAUGCCAAGUGGGGUAUCAUCUCAUCGGCGAGCCUGAGAGAAUGUGCCAAGGAGAUGGCACUUGGUCCUAUACCCCCCCAGGAGUGCCACGAAAACUUAUACUGCACCGAACCGCCCAUCAUCCCCAACGCGAGACACGACGGCCCUGACAACAGCAAGAGAUAUCCAGUGAACCACACCUUGCACUACUCCUGCAACCAGGGCUACUCCACCUCUGGCUUUGACGUGGCUAAGUGCUUCCUCUACAACAACACGAUGCAGUGGUUCGGACCCGAGAUCGAGUGCGAGCCCAAGACCUGCGGCGACCCUGGAGCGAUUCUGAACGGCUACAAGAACAGCACCUGCCACGCCUACUCCUGUCGCAUCACUUACCAAUGUCGUCCUGGCUUCGAGCUGGAAGGGCACAGCCACUUCUAUUGCCAACACGACGGUUCCUGGAGCCCGAGAGAUUUGCCUGCUUGUAAACCCAUCCAGUGUCCCGUUCCCGAUAACCCGAGCAACGGCAAAGCAAUCUACAACACGACCGUCUACAACGCCCUCCUCAUCUACGAGUGUAACUACGGCUACAUGAUCGUAGGGCCUUCCAAGAGACGCUGUGGCCCGGACAAGUACUGGAGUGGGAGAACACCUGAGUGCAGAGAGAUCAACUGCGGCUCGCCCGGAAGCCUUCCCAACGGCUACAUCAAAGGCUUCCGCAGCAACCUCGGCGCCACCAUCGAGUUCCACUGCAACGAAAACAUGAAAUACGUCGGCUACAUCGACAGGAGGGCCAAGUGCCUGCAGAACGGGUCGUGGUCGCAGCCGGUGCCCAAGUGCCUCGCGCCCUGCAUCGUGCCCACCAUCGAGGACGGGCGUUUGCUGAGCGACGCCCGCGGCGGUGCCCUCGUGUCCGACGGGACGGUCAUCCAGGUCAUGUGCGACGAGGAUUUUGAGCCGACGUUCAAAGAAGUGCCGUCGGUUUGCACGAAUGGCACUUGGACUCACUACCCGCAGUGCCGUCCUGCCGGCUGCAAGCGCCUACCGGAGCGCCCACGCCACGGCAUGGUCAUCGCACCCCAGAGCGCCCACGGCAAAAGGGCGAGAUACAGAUGCAAGGACGGAUACCAGCUCGUGGGCCCUGCAACGACCGAGUGUCAGUUUGGCAACUGGACGGGGUCUGUUCCCCAUUGCAAGAUCGUGUACUGUCCGUUCCCGGGAUAUAUUACUAACGGACAAGUUAUGUUAGUAGGCAAUAUGGGCAUGUAUAUAUACCGACCUUACGUUAAGAAGGUCCGCAACAAUCGACUCAUACGGUACGAGUGUCUCAGAGGUUACUAUCUGUCCGAGGGUCCGCCGGGGGCCACGUGCAUUGCGGGGAAGUGGAGUCCGAAGCAGCUACCCAAAUGUUCCCCGAAGCUGCACCCGAGGCUCAACUGGCUCAAGAGAUCGGUGAGUUUAGCCGACUACUACGAGACCCUCAACCAGACUCAAGCCAACGCGAGUUUCCCCGAAGAAGCUCAACCCAGCGCAAGAUUUCAGGGCCGAUUCGCCGCUGGUUCUCGACUCGCGGAAACACGUCGAGAUUAUCCGUCUCUCUACGACGCUUCUUCUUCUUCUUCUUCUUCUUUUCCACCCCACCUUCAUCCAUCAUCUUCCACUCCUACAUCCACCCCUUCUCAUCCACCUCUCCGACUCCCUCCACCUUCCCAUCCCCCUUCAUCCUUCCCCUCUUCCCCUCCUCCUUCCACCCCUCCUCCUCUUCCACCUCUUCCUCCCUUCUCCUCUUCCUCUCCUUCUUCUUCUUCUCCCUCUCUUUCGCCUCGUAAUUCCCCCUCUAAAUCCUGGCUCAGCUUCCUCUCGAGAAAUGCCUCUCCUCUCCUCAUACGUCAUCGGAGAACGGCGAAGAAGGAAGAGGAAGGAGAGAACAAUAAAUCGAAGAAGAAAGGGAAGAAAACGCCCCACUGCCAGAACCUCGAACUCCAGCCUUUCCUCCAAGUCGAAGUGGUCAGGUCAGGGCGAGCCAACACCUCCUACGCGUCAGGAACUCGGGUCAAGGUCAGCUGUCAGAAGGGAUAUGGACUUAACAUAGGCAACAGGACGGCCAAGUGCUCGAGAGGGAAGUGGAAACCUAUGAAACCGGAGUGUGUGACGUUGCCAUGUUCAGUCCCCACCACGCCUCAUGGUCGGUACCUGUUCAACGGAGCAGCGGUGCCACAGAGAGCCACCAUCGGCCAUGCUGAGGUGGUCAAGUUUACGUGUGAGUCUGGCUAUCAUGUCCUCGGGUCUAACACUGUAAGAUGCUGGUUCGGCGAUUGGACAGUGACUGGGAAACCUCCAGAGUGCCAGCCAGACCCAUGCCAGCUCCCGAAGCUGGACCACGGAGGCUACACCGCCGGAUUCAUCGUCGGCUCGCACAUCAUGCACGGAUCCAUUGUCCCUUACACUUGCAAUGACGGCUGGCUUGUCAAUGUUGCAAAGAUUACGUGUCACUUGGGUCAGCUGGUUCCCGUGACGCCCUCUUGUGUCACUCCUGCGCAGGCGACUGACACCGGGAGCAACCUGCCGAAGGCGCUGAAGAGGGUGGAUAGUGCGAUGUCCUACAGCGAAGGUGACCUGACCCUCGGAGCUGACAUCACCGGCAUUGACUUCCUGACUAACCACCAGACGUCAUGCAGUCCCCCGGCGAGGGUCCAUGGCACAGCGAUCUUCAAGAACGGGCAGCCCGUGCAGAGGGAUGAGCGGAGAUUCCCGUCGGGCACCGAGAUAACCUUCAACUGCAUCUCCAACACCAUCGGCGAGAAGACCAGCUGGACGAUCCGGUGCGAGGACGGGUCGUGGCUGGGUCAAAGGUCACCCUCCACGUGUCGCGUGUCGGCGGGGCACGAGGCGCCCGACGUCGGGAACACCUCCUGCUUGUGGCGGAAGUCGGAGCCUCACCUCGUCACCUUUUACGACGAUCGCGAGGUCGAGGGCGAGGUCGAGGGCGAGGUGGUGGAGUUCCAGCCCGGCGCCGAGUUGGUGUCUCGUUGCGUGGACAUCGGGAAAUACAAACUGAUCGGGUCUGUACGAAGGGUGUGCGUCAACGGACAGUGGACGGGAGAAAAACCCAGUUGUUUUAGCCUGAAUAGAGAACAUGAGUAUGCACUCGACCGGCCUCCAACCAUCCUCUUCCGCCACAAGGACGGCCCCAUCGCCCAGACCAACGACGGCAGACUCCUGGCCUAUCCGGGCACGCAGCUCUACCUCGAGUGCCUGUGGAUGAGGAAAUACGGGACGCCGAGGUGGAACGUCUCUCAUGCGCACGGGAAGUACUGGACCGGCUGGACAACGGAUGCAAUGCGAGAUCCUCAGCUGGAGUACCGCUUGGCUCUCUACACUACUAACGUCGGGGAUACAGGCGAUUACACGUGCAUUACCCCCACGGGGCAUUCGCAUACUGUUGCUAUUGAUAUUAGACAAGUGGACUGCCCCUCCCUCCCUCCUCUCUCUGCAACGAAGGACCCCCACACCCCUUCCUACGAGCCAAAGGGAGCCACGAAACUCAACUCCAUCGUCACCUUCAGUUGCCAGUCGGGCUACACGCUACAGGGCCCGGGGCGAAUCAAGUGCCUGCCUUCGGGAAAGUGGUCGGACGCAUCGCCCGCCUGCAGGAGUGAGUGCCAUUUCAGAACUGUGAAUAUUGUUGUGUUUUUUCUUUUCUCUCUUUCCUUCUUUUUUAAUGUUUGAUUUCGUAUUCUAUUUUCUUUUAUUUUGUUUUGGUUUAUUGGUUUUGUUUUGUUUUUCAU
This is a messenger RNA of Penaeus monodon (black tiger shrimp), 4083 nucleotides long. RefSeq names its product CUB and sushi domain-containing protein 3-like. Lineage: Eukaryota; Metazoa; Arthropoda; Malacostraca; Decapoda; Penaeidae. The record is from RefSeq and is a predicted model, not a curated record.